Molecule: messenger RNA, 2092 nt
Organism: Raphanus sativus (radish)
Lineage: Eukaryota; Viridiplantae; Streptophyta; Magnoliopsida; Brassicales; Brassicaceae
Product: ubiquitin carboxyl-terminal hydrolase 20
Exons: 8
Coding region: 161-2077 (638 amino acids)
Biological process (GO): protein deubiquitination
Cellular component (GO): nucleus; cytosol
Molecular function (GO): cysteine-type deubiquitinase activity; cysteine-type endopeptidase activity
Source: RefSeq, a predicted model, not a curated record
GACGUAUCUUAUACUUUAGAGACAAAAAAGAUGGCGUCUCGAUUUCCCCUCUCCACUCAAACCCUCUUCUAAAUCUUCUUCGCAUCUUAGCUUACGAUCUUUCAAAACCCUCCCCUUGACGAAACCCUAAUUUUUAAUCUUAGGGUUUUGUCUGAAUAGGAUGCUGGUUGCUAAUUCGGAGUUCUCUUCAUCUAUUUUACCUCGUUCGCCGUUAAUACCAAACCCCGUCGAAACCCUAGACGAGUCGAUUGGUAAUAAUCAGGCCUCGCUCUCGACGGAGGAGGUCUCACUUCCGCCUCGUAACUCAGACGAGCCUCCUUCCGCUCCGUUGAACGAAACCCUAAUCGUGUCUUCUCCGUUACGUCUUGAGCACGGCGAGUGCAGUGAUUCUCAAGUCGUCACCAAGCCUAUAAAUCACUCUAAGAGCAACAAUACAAACUUGGUCAUUUGUUUGUCUGAUUCCACGACUAAUCGCCAACAACGGUCUCCCAAUGUUUCACCUGGAUCCGAUACUGAUGUUGACUCAGAGAACAAACCCUUGCGGAGGAGAUUCAGACAAGAACCUCCAAAGAUCGUGGAAUCCACUCGUGUUGGUGCUGGACUUUUGAACCUAGGCAACAGCUGUUUCAUUAACUCGGUCUUGCAAUGUUUCACUCACACAGUGCCUCUUAUCGAAAGUCUCUACUCAUACCAAUAUCAAGAUCCUUGUACCUGCAACGAGAGGUUCUGUGUGAUAGGGGCUCUUCGAUAUCAUAUCGGUUAUGCACUGGCGACCACUUCAUUAUUUUCAAUAUCUCCGAUCUAUUUCUUUGACAAUCUCAAUUAUUUUUCACCUGACUUCCGGUGUUACCAACAAGAAGACGCACAUGAGUUUCUACAUGCGUUUUUAAAUAAGUUGGAGAUAUGUUGUUUGAAUCGACGAAAUGAUGUUAACUUUGUUCAACAUAUAUUUGGUGGUCGUCUCGUCAGUGAGCUUCGUUGCUGCAACUGCAACUAUGUUUCCGAGACAUUUGAAGAUUCUCUUGGGUUGAGUUUGGAAAUUGAAGACUUUGAUAACCUUCAAAGUGCACUAGAUUCCUUUACUCGUGUGGAAAAACUUGAAGAGCAAAUGACGUGUGAUAACUGUGAUGAAAAAGUUUCAAAGGAGAAGCAACUCUUGCUACAUAAUCUGCCACAGGUUAUCACAUUCCACUUGAAGAGAUUCAAGAAUAAUGGAUAUUUCAUGAUGAAGAACUACAACUUUGUCGAGUUUCCAUUGGAGUUAGACUUGCUACCAUAUAUGAGCAAUGGCCAAGUUGCUACAAAAUAUUAUCUUUAUGCUCUUGUGAAGCAUUAUGGGUCAUUAGCUUAUGGUCAUUACUCUUCCUUUGUGAGGUCAGCCCCAAAGAUAUGGCAUAAGUUUAAUGACAAGCAGGUCACUAGAGUCGAUGAAGAUUUUGUGUUACAACAGAAUUCAUAUAUUCUUUUCUAUGCAAGAGACGGGACUCAAUGGUUUUCAACAGCCAUUGAAGAAUUGCAUCCAAUGACCGACGAAGAUAGUAGCUCAGAAUAUUCUUCGCAAACGUCUGACUCUGAUCAUACCAACGAGGAGUGUUCAUCUGAAAUCAGUUCUGAGAAUGUAUCCAAAAAGGGAUGUGGCUCAGCGGGAUUAUCUGACCUAUUAAAUGCCGCGACAGAAGAGAGUUUUGUUUCCGACUCCGACAAACCCAAGGAAGAUGUGUUGUCUGAACCGGAAGAGUUUAGUGAUGAGGAUUCUUAUUCCAUGGAAUUGCUUGUGGAUUCUGAUGAUGAUUCUAACAACUCAUGCACCGAGAAAGAAGCAGAUUCUUCUUUAGACAUUGAAAAAGCUACAUCUAGUGUUGGUUUUUCUCCUGACUCGUCGUCAAAACAGCCGGAAGGAAGUUUCCGAAUUCAACUCGGACAAGUGGAAACUACAAAGAACCAAGAAGAAGAAGAAUCUUGCAAGGAACCAUUACUAAUAAGAAGCCUCAUGAAGAAACCUCCACCUCGUGAUAGAGAGUUGGACGAACCUAUGUCUACAUCUGGUUCUGCACAAAAAAAAAUAAAAACAUCAUGAAAUUGUCUAGCAAUC